Molecule: messenger RNA, 5238 nt
Organism: Linnemannia hyalina
Lineage: Eukaryota; Fungi; Mortierellomycota; Mortierellomycetes; Mortierellales; Mortierellaceae
Source: the annotation of a GenBank genome assembly
AUGGCUGGUCUGUUCUCAUCCAAAAAGUCCAAAAAGGAAAAGGAGGAAAAGGCCGCUGCCGCCAAAAAUGCUGCCGCCAUAGCCGCUGUCUCUUCCGCUACUUCUAACCAUGCGCCCUCGGUGACCACAACAACCUCUGGAGGAAACGGGUCUAUUGCUUCCUCAACCACCAUGGCACCCCCACCAAACAGCGUAGGCAAGCAACAACAACAACAGACGAACAAUAAUGCCAUCAACCCUAACAACAACUCUACAGUGCUGACAAGUACGACACUUUCAAUGACCCCGGCUUCGUCUUCGACUUCCUCUGUACCAGUGCACCUGCGUGAAAACUCGUCCGCCAGCCUAGACUAUUCUCCCCAACAGCACCAACAACAAAAAUUGAACAACAAGUCGUCCGUUGACAGCGACAAGAGGAUGUAUCACAUCCAACAGCAGCAACACCAAUACCAGCUCCAACAGCAUUCAACUCUUCAACAACCACAGACAAACAGCAAUGGAGGUAGCACUGGAAGCAACUUGGUGUCGGCUUCGUCGAUUUCGACCCACGACUCGUUUGCACAUUUGUCGUCAAGCAACGGACCCUGGAUCUCGGCCCAAGUGAUGUCGCCCAGCCCUUUCCCCCGGUUCUCUCAUACGGCGUCCUAUGUCCAGACGGGAACCGAUAUUUAUGUCUUCGGUGGAGUUGUCAAGGGUUCUGCUCAGCGGGACAUGCAUGUCAUUGACUCUCAAUCCCUUCAUAGCCAGCUCCUCCCUGUCGGAGGAGGUGACUCUCCACCUUCCACCUCAGGACACACCGCCGUCACCCUGGGUCACUACAUCAUGUAUUUUGGCGGCAAGGAUGCAAAGAACAAGUGCAGUGACGCCCUCUAUGUCCUCCACACCAUUCGCAAGGAGUGGAACAAGCCCACUAUCCUCGGUCUCUUGCCUGCACCUCGCCAUUCGCAUGCCGCCUGUGUGAUCGGAACAACGCUCUACGUCUUUGGAGGACAGUUCAACGGAUACUACCUCAACGACGUUGCCUGCUUCGACAUGAAGUCCCUAAACACUUCGAACCCAAGGUGGAAUCGAUUGGAGCCCGCAUCUGAGCUACCCCCUGCACGUGCUGGCCAUUGUGCGGCGGCCCACGAUGGCAAGGUGUACAUUUUCGGAGGAGCAGACGACCAAUUCUUCUACAACGACAUUUGGUGCUACGACCCACAGACCAACAAGUGGGAGGCUGUACCAGCGUUUGGUGUCUUGCCAACAAGUCGCCAGGGACAUGCUGCCAGUGUUGUUGACGAUACCAUGUACAUCUACGGAGGCAUGAACCAUGAAGACCAGCUCCUCGGCGACCUCUCCGCUUUCAAGUUCAACGAUCGUCGGUGGUUGACAUUCCCGGACACUGUAGAUUCGGCACCCCCCAGGACAGAGCAUGCAAUGUGCAGUGUUGGAGACAGGAUCUAUAUUCUUGGUGGGCAGCUGGAACUGAACACUGAGGAGGAUGGAUCCAUAUACAUCCUUGACACCACCAAGAUUAGAUAUCACGAACCCUCAUUGGGUCCUCGGUCUGGUUACGACAACGAUAGCGGCCUGCGCGUCGAUGCCGCACUCGACGACUCCAACUCCUCCUUUCCACGACCUACUCCCUCCCCCGACUCUAUCCGCCACUCUAAUGAUGUCAACAACAACAACCAAGACUCUCGUCGUGCCCCUCAACAACAGCAACAGCAGACCAUAAUCAACUCAGACGAGCAGUACAUCCAACAACAAAAUGGCAAUGCCUCUGCUCGCUUUGCAGAUGAUUCCAACGUUGUAUCGUCUCCUCCCCAGUCACAGACCCGCGUUAGCUUGGAUGCCGCUGAUGGCCAGGUCUUUAGACGACGCACGGUAGGCAAGACUGGCAGCUACACCAUCCAUGAGGUCGAGCCUCGAGGUACUCAAUCGAUUGACGAGACUCGCCGUCCCAGCAUGACCGAUCAAGAUUACUACGAGCGGGAUUCUCCUCGGUCACAGAACCAGCGGCCACUCCAGCCCCUUCAGUACAACAGCGCCCAGUAUGCCAAUCUCCAGCAAUCACAGUCGCAACAACAGUCACAGGAUGUUGGACGUAGGCGCUCUUUGACAGACAACAAGAACCGUGGAUCGCUCAACCCACCUCCUCGUGCAUCUCUUGAGCAAUCGCGUGCGUCCUCCCAACCCAGUCAGGAUUCCACCUCGCCCUUGUCAUCUCAGGAAAUCCAAUACAACUCCAAGGAUGCGGAGAUCCGCGAUCUCAAGCAGCGUGAGCAGUGGCUCUUGGCUGAGGUUGCAAUGACUCGCAAGAAGACGGGUGAGCGCCCCCUCAGUAUGACUUUGGCCCUUAAGGAUAGCCUGGGCUUGUUCGAGGCAGACCGGGACUCGGAAAAGUACAAGAUUAUGCAGGCGCUGUUGAGCUGCAAGGCGGAGCUGGAGCGUUCCAAGAGCUCGAUUGUGGCUCAGGCCCAAGUCGCGUCCAACAAACUGCGGGAAGCCGAGAGGAUUCGUACCGCGGCUCUGCAGGAGGCUGCUUACCUCAAGGCCAAAGUCUCUGCUCUCCAGUCUGGCGAGGUCUCUGCUUUGGUAUCGACCGAGACUGCCCGUGCGGUUGAUCUUGAGAAGCGGUUGACAACUGCUUUGGGACAGGUCGAUAGGCUGCAGUCGCAGCAGGCCCAGCAUGAGGCGCUUUUGGAACGGGAGCGUCAUGGACGUGAGACUGCUCAGGAGAGAGCUCGCCAGGCGUCGGCGGCUGCGGAGGAGGCCCAGCAGGCACGGACUCGAUCCUUGACAGAUAUGACAUCGCUCCAUGAGCGUGCUUCAGUCGCCGAGGGUAGUUUGAGAGAGGUUGAGGCUAAGCAUGCAUCAAGCGAGGCCCGUCUUUCGAGCUACCAACAACAAUCGACGGCCUUGUUCUCUCAAAUCUCGGGACUCAAGACGACUGUGGACCACCAGAAAAAGUCGUUGGAGAAGGCCAAGUUGGCUUACUCUGUCGCGAACGACCGAGCGGAGCAUGCGGAUCGUCUCUGGACUCAGGCUCGUCAGGAGAUUGACCAUACCCAGAUGGAGUUUGCUAGUGCGCGCGCAGACUUUGAGCGUGCCCAGCGUGAGGCUGACCAUUGGAAGACCAAGGCCCAGGAGACGGAUCUGCUGUGGCAAAAGGCCAAGAGCGAGAACGAGGCGAUGAGGACUUUGUUGGAGGAGGACAUGAAUGCUUCGUACAGCCCUGGCGCCAACGCCCGCAAGCACGACAGCAUCAUGGCGAUCACUUCGGCGUCACGUGUUGCAGAGUUAGAGCAUGAGCUCGGCACAUUGAGACACUUGUUGAAAGAGUCCCAGGCUGCAGCCGCUCAGGCCAACAAGGAUCUUGGAGAGUCGAUGCUCAGGAUCUCGCAGUUGGAGUCGACGUCGAUGUCGGCUAGGACCGAGGCUGGGGAGGCUCAGCGUCAGCUGUCGACUGCUGAAGACAGGGUUGCGUCAUUGGAGGCUCAGGUCAACCAGAAGGAGGAGGCUCUGGAGGAGAUGGCCAAGGAGCAGGAAAACAACGAGGUCCAAUUGGGUGUUCUUCGCGGUGUUAUGCGCGAGAACGGCUUGCUGGCCGACGAUCUGAUCUUGGAUGCCUUGAGCCAGGGACUCACUGGCCAGUCUUCUGCUAAUGGAGCUGUGACGAUGACUGGAUUGAAGACCAAGGUUCAGGAGGCCGAGAGGAUUGCCCAAGAGUCAAGACAGCAGCUGGAAGAGAUGUCAGUUCUCAAGAUGCACCAAGAGGAGCGCAUUCAGCAGUUGCAGGCCGAUUACCAGACCGCCGUCCACUAUGUCCAGGGAUCAGAGACCAUGGUUAAGAGACUCCGUGAUGAGGCCCAGGCUGCCAAGGCUGAGAAGGAGGUGAUUCAGAAGGCCUUGCAGGAGAUGGAGGCUGCUCAUGGUCAGGCGCGCGAGGUUCAAGCCUCCGCUGGCCAGGCCGCCGUGGCUGCUACCACCCAGUUGGAGGAAGAGGUGACGGAGCUUCACCGCCAGUUGCAUGACUCGAUGGGUCGGUCGAUGGAGUUGGAGCAAAAGAUGGAGGAGAUGACGAGGGCACUUCAGAAUUCCGAGAGUCAGGUCGAGGUCACCCAGGCCGAGUUGAAGACGUUGAAGUCGAAGCACCAUGAGCACAAGAAGCAGGGUGCUAUCUCGACCGAGACCUUUAAGGCCAAGGUUGAGGAGUUGGAAAAUGCUUUGGAGGAGACACAAGCUUCGUUGGCCGAGACGAGACAUCAGCUCGAGUUGACACAGUACGAGUUGGAGCAGUCUCAUGCGUUGAACACUAGCACCGGUCGCGAGUUGGAGGAUGCGUUGACGGCUGUCAAGUCGCACCAGGAGGCGUUGGCUGCCCAACAGGCCGUCGCUGCUGCUGCUCAGGGUCACUCGGAGACGAAGAGCGAGGAGGCAUUGGACUCUGACAGGAAGCGUGCUCAGGCUUUGGCUGCCCACCAGGAGGAGCUCGAGUUGGUGAUCGAGAAUGCUCACAAGACCAUCCAGGAGCUUCAGUCGACCAACAUUGAUCUGGAGCAGCAGUUGAAGGCCUCGGAAAACAAGAUUGCGAUUCUCCUGGACAACUUUCAGGGACCGGAGUCUGUCCGCAACAGCAUGGCCAGUCUGAACGGAAACGAUGACUUGAUCCAACGGUUGAUGGAGGCUAACCAUCAUACUGGAGUUGGCUCAGGGCGGUCGUAUCUGACACCCAUGUCGCAUGGAUCUCAUUCGACUGAUCGGUCCUCGGCUGAUUCGUUGGCCAACGAGUUGGAACUGUUGAGGUCGAACUGGGGCCAGGCCCAGGUGAACGGUAGCCCUUACCGUCCCCCUGCUAUCGCCACUGGCGGCUCGCCACCAGCACCAGCACCAGCACCAGCGCCAGUAGUAGCCGAGGACGAUCAUGAUGCUGUCGAGAUUGUACAUGCAGUUUCGGUAGUACCAGCAACCGCCACUGCUACUACUACCACAGCAGCAGCCGCAGCAGCAUCACUGCUGUCACCCACUUCUGCACCCUCGUCUCCUAUUGCCCUCAAGUCGCCCGUUGUGGAUAACAAGAGCAGUAGCAAUAGUCCUACCGUCGCCAACUUCCCCACCGCCCCUACCGCCACUGCCUCCUCACCCACUGCCGCUGCACCUGCCAGCAGCAGUAGCACAUCUGCACAAAAGUUGGAGGAGUACGAGCGAAUGAUUGAGGAUAUGGCUCAUCAGCGGCGACAGUAUGAGGAGUAA